This is a messenger RNA of Peronospora farinosa, 1866 nucleotides long. The record is from the annotation of a GenBank genome assembly. NCBI's taxonomy places the organism in Eukaryota, Oomycota, Peronosporomycetes, Peronosporales, Peronosporaceae.
AUGAUCUGCAUCGAUAAUACUUUCGAGAUCAGCUCGUCCGUAGGUAGCACAGGAAACUUGGAUCCCCUAGCCAGUCUCUGUAAUAACUCUACCUGCACCAGUCCGAGCAGGAAGAGAAGACUAAGCAGUAGUAGUCAGAUCAGGAUCAGGGGUCGAGAUCCCAUCGUUGUGCCAGGAACGACUGCUCAACCACUUCACCACCAGUACGAGUCGCGUUUGUCGGGAAUCUCGGAUGACAACGGAUUCAGCUACGGCAAAGUUUUUCCUCAUCGGACAGUCAAACGAUCCAAGAACAUCUACAGCGAUCGUUUUAUCCCGUCACGGCUCACCACAAAGCUAGAUACUGGUUUUGGUCUUACAGCAGAUUCACCGCGUCAAUGCAGCAAUCAAAACUACCAUAAGGGUACAGGUCGACGUCAGGGUGGCUCCGGGUCAACUUCUGCACCUUCAGGCACUAGCUCCACGGUGAACGGCAGCCAAAAAGCCCAGGGAGCAAAGGAUCGAUCUUCAUCACAGUACUCCAUGAUGCUGAAAAGAGAAUUGUUCGGCAUGCAUUCACCAACGCGCACAGACUUUGGCGGUGGCCAAUCUUCUGCUGCCUUGAGCGUGGCUAGUCAUGAUACUAUGAGUGCACUGUAUGACCCGAGAUCGUCUUCGUGCGUUCGCACUUAUGACGGCAGUACGGCGUGCAGACGACCGAGCAGCACUUCAUCCAGCAAUAUUUUACGGUUCAAAGCUCUCCGACGAUCGCUAUACGGCGACGUGAAAACAGCUAUCCCUCAUUCGGGACUGACUGACUCUACACAUCAGUAUUGUGGUGCAGGUUUGCAUGAUGGAGAAAAUGGUCGUCGACGCAUUGCAUGCACGCCUUUUAAAGUGCUGGAUGCGCCAUCGCUGCAGGAUGAUUUCUACCUGAAUCUCGUAGACUGGUCGACCACAAACAUUGUGGCAACAGGAUUGAGCUCUUGUGUGUAUCUCUGGAGUGCCUGCACCAGUAAAGUCACGAUGCUGUGUAAUCUUGGGCCUAACGAUUCUGUCACCUCUGUUAGCUGGAGCCAGCGGGGCACACAUCUAGCAGUGGGAACAAACCGCGGCGAAGUGCAGAUUUGGGACGUCAGCGCUGCCAAAAAGAUCCGUACCAUGACCGGACAUCUAGCUCGCGUUGGAAUAUUAGGCUGGAAUGGCCAGUCGUUGGCAUCUGGAAGUCGGGACCGCACCAUUCUAAUGCGUGAUCUACGAACGCAAGAGCCAUUCCAGAACAAAUUAGCAGGUCACAAGCAGGAGGUGUGCGGCCUGAAAUGGUCCUUUGAUGGUCGGCAGCUAGCGUCAGGAGGCAACGACAACAAACUGCUGAUUUGGAAUGCGCAAUCGAUGUCCUCGGGUCUACACGGGGAUGCCACGAUGCCUUUGGCACGCUUUCACGAGCACUCAGCGGCUGUAAAAGCUAUUGCGUGGUCGCCACACCAACACGGACUUUUGGCUUCCGGCGGUGGCACGGCCGACAGAUGUAUUCGCUUCUGGAACACACAGUCACUGACUGCAUUGCCCUUCGUGGACACGGGUUCGCAGGUGUGUAACCUCAUGUGGUCAAAGAAUGCCAACGAGGUGGUGAGUACGCACGGCUACUCGCUGAACCAGAUCAUUGUCUGGAAGUAUCCGACAAUGACUAAGUUAGCCACGUUGACCGGGCACACGUUCCGCGUGCUUUACCUGGCCAUGUCACCCGACGGCCAGACAAUUGUUACAGGGGCAGGAGAUAAAACUUUACGAUUCUGGAACGCCUUCCCGCAUACAAACGCUCAACGUGGAAGUCGCUUUGGGACAGACCAGAUGCUACCGUUAAACGUUGGCAAUGAAAUCCGAUAA